AUGACGUUCGGCUUCAACAACCAUGUUCGAUCCUCUGCACCUGACGGAGGGAAGGGACAGCCUGGUGUGACUGGAGAGGAGAGAGGACAGGAGAGGAGGACAGGUGCUCUGCAGCAACAACCCAACUACUGGAGCUUUAAGAGUCGUAGUCCACGUCACUCCCAGUCCACCCAGUCUGGGCUAGCUGACCAGGCCGCUAAGCUGUCCUUUGCCUCGGCUGAGUCUCUGGCUGAGACCAUGUCUGAGGCUGACAUCCCCCUGGGGUUCAGCCGAACCAACCGCUUCCGCCAGAGUCUGCCCCUGUCCCGCUCAGCCAGCCAGAACAAGCUGCGCUCCCCAGGCGUGCUGUUCCUGCAGUUUGGGGAUGAGACGCGGCGGGUGCACAUCACCCACGAGCUGAGCAGCCUGGACACGCUGCACGCCCUCAUCGUGCACAUGUUCCCCCAGAAGCUGACGGCGGGGAUGCUCAAGUCCUCCAACACGGCCAUCCUGAUCAAGGACGAGGCGCGCAACGUCUUCUACGAGCUGGAGGACAUCCGGGACAUCCAGGAUCGCAGUAUCAUCAAGAUCUACCGCAAGGAGCCCAUCUACGCCUCCUACCCCGCCACACACCUGGUCAACGGGGACCCGAGGAGGGAUCUGGUGUACACGUCCCGAGAGUCCUCCCCCACCCGCCGCCUCAACACCCUGCCCUCCUCCUCCGCCUCGCCACCCUCCGGGUCCCCAGCCCGCUCCCGUCUGUCCUACAGUGGGGGUCGGCCUCCCUCCUUCGCCGGGCCGGGCAGUCACCCCCAGCUCCAACAACACUCCCAGCACCAGCAGCACCCCCAGCAGCACCAGCCCCAGCACUCCCACCACCCUGGAGCCGGCUCCCACCACGGGGGCCCCAACGCCGGCCUGUCCUCCUCCCCUAGCGCCAUCCUGGAGCGCCGCGACGUCAAGCCCGACGAGGAGGUUUCUGGGAAGAACCUUAUGCUGGUAAAGGAGGGGUUGUACGCCGACCCCUACAGCCUGGUACACGAGGGCCGCCUCAGCAUCGCCUCCACACAGUCGCUGGCCGCCAUCGGAGACUCCUUCGGCUUCCCCGUGUCCGGUGGGCUGUACCGCCGCGGCUCUGUGCGCUCCCUCAGCACCUACUCUGCUGCCGCCUUGCAGGGGGAGCUGGAGGACGCCCUGUACAAGCCUGGAGGUCCCCUCUACUCCGACUCCUACUCCUCAGCCACACUGGGCAUGGGCUUCCGCAUGCCCCCCUCCUCCCCGCAGAAGAUCCCUGAUAUGCAGCUGAGGGACAGGGGGGACUCGUACUCUAGCUCCCCCAGCCGAGCCUCCCCGGUCAGGCAGACCUUCCGCAAGGACUCAGCCUCCUCUUCCGUGUUUGUGGAGAGCCCCAAGUCCAGGCCCAGCUCCAGCUCUGACCCUCUGGCCCUGCAGGCCGGGCCGGGAGGGGACGGGAGCAGGUUUGCGCCCGGAUACAGCUCCCUACUCCAUGGAGAGACUUCUGAGUCCAGGGACCGUGCGGACCGUCUGGAUCGUAUGGAGGCCAUGGAGAAACAGAUAGCCAGUCUGACAGGCCUGGUUCAGAGUGUGCUGACCAAAGCACCCGACAGUGACAGCACAUGCGGCCUACUGCGUCUCUGCAUGAUGGCGGGCUGCCCUCCGGACCAGGGCUCGGAGUUCUCACGGCCCUUCCCUUUCUCUUCCAGCGAGAAGACCGAAUCCAACAGCGACGGCUCCGCCACUGGAAUUGGACGGCAGAAGCGGAAAGUUCUGACGCCGUCGGCCCCGCUGGCUCUGAUGCCCCCCCCUCCCGCCGGAGACAGCCAGGUCACCACCGUCACCCGGCUGCAGAUGCAGCUUCACCUCCACGCCCUGCAGCAGAACGCCACCGACCUGCGCAAACAACUCUCCCAGCUCCGCAAGAUGCAGGUGAAAACGACUGGGCCUACUCUCAAUGCAUCUAUUAGUACGGCUGUUUACACAAACACGCACGCGUGCAGGCACAAGGGCACGUGCACACACUCACAUACAUACAUACACACACACACACAAUAA
Messenger RNA from Salvelinus fontinalis (brook trout), 2052 nucleotides. Its product is annotated as SRC kinase signaling inhibitor 1-like. Gene Ontology annotation, biological process: regulation of dendritic spine morphogenesis. The coding region runs from base 1 to 2052 and encodes 683 amino acids. The transcript has 10 exons. NCBI's taxonomy places the organism in Eukaryota, Metazoa, Chordata, Actinopteri, Salmoniformes, Salmonidae. The record is from RefSeq and is a predicted model, not a curated record. Gene Ontology annotation, cellular component: cytoplasm; actin cytoskeleton; postsynaptic density.